Molecule: messenger RNA, 740 nt
Organism: Sitodiplosis mosellana (orange wheat blossom midge)
Lineage: Eukaryota; Metazoa; Arthropoda; Insecta; Diptera; Cecidomyiidae
Product: coagulation factor IX-like
Exons: 2
Biological process (GO): proteolysis
Molecular function (GO): serine-type endopeptidase activity
Source: RefSeq, a predicted model, not a curated record
AUGGCUUCUUCUCGCAAGCUCUACUUAAGGGCGAAGUGAUUGAAAACAUGUCACAGGCAAAGUUUGUAGCUGGAAUCUAUGCCCCCGCAAGAUAUUUGUAUCUAUUCAAAGACAAGUUAACUGAUGCUUAUGGAGAAAUGCUGUCUACAUGUACCGCAUUUAUUCUGUCAAAAACGGAAAUUAUCACGAAUGCUCAUUGUGUGGCUGGCGCCCCAUAUAUUUAUGUGGUAGCUGGUACGAAAGUUGCAUUAGAAAAAAACCUAAUCAAAGUCGAAAAAGGGAGAUUUGCAUAUCAUCCUCUUUAUAAUGAAUCAAUUGUUGGUGGAUUUGAUAUUGCCAAAAUUACACUGGAAAAACCAUUAGAGUUCAGCGAUACCGUUGGCAGUAUCAAACUCGUGGACAAAGAUUACAAAUUGAAUAACUCAUCAGAAGUGGUCACUGUAUAUGGGUAUGGUGUGUUGAACAACAUCGGACCAAAGAUAUUGAGGCGUUGCGAUGCAAACUAUAUAUCUGAUGUCGAACGAGCCAACACAUUCAACCCAGUUCAGGCUUUGUACUUUACCACUGGUGAUUCUACAAAAGAUGGUGAAAUUAUUACAGCGGGCGAUUCGGGUGGACCAGUCGUUUCAAAAACAAAUGGCAAAAUCGUGGGCAUAGCUGUGGGUAUAAAUGGAACAAUAGGUGGUCGCGGAAUGUUCCUCCCAAUUACUCUAUUCCUUGAUUUUAUUCAUGACCCGAAG